AUGUGCCCGCGGUCGCGGCGGGGCGAUGAGGCCGCGAUGAGCGCGGCGGGCGCGGGCACCGUGCGGCCCUGGAAGCCCGACCCGGGGCAGGCGCACGGGGGGCGGCCGCCGGGGCCGGCGCUGCCGCUGACCCUCAGCGUGCUGGCCUGGCUGGGCACCGGCACCACCAUGGCCGGCCUCAACAAGUGGAUCUUCGCCGCGCACGGGUUCCGCUACCCGCUGCUGCUCUCGGCGCUGCACAUGCUGUCCGGCGUGGCCGUGGGCUACCCGCUGGGCUGGGCACGGGCUCCGGGCCCCCGGCCCCGCGCCAGGAUCUACCUGCUCAGCCUCACCUUCUGCACCAGCGUGGCCCUGGGCAACCUGGGCCUGAGCUACGUGCAGCUGGACGUGGCCCAGGCCGUGGCCACCACCACGCCGCUGGUGACGCUGCUGCUGGGGCUGCUGGGGGGCCGGCGGCCGCACCCGCUGCAGUUCUGGGCCAUGGGGCCGGUGUGCGCCGGGGCCGCCUGCAGCAUCGCCGGCGGCCUCUGCUUCUCCCAGCCCGGCUGCGGCUUCCUCCUGGCCGCCACCGUGCUCCGCGCCCUCAAGUCCAUCCAGCAGAGUGUGCUGCUGCAGGAGGACCGUCUGGACGCGCUGUCCCUGCUGGGCCUGACGUCCCUGCCCAGCUUCGUGCUGCUGUUCGGGGCGGCCGUGGCGCUGGAGCUGGGCCCCUCGUGGCAGGGCGUCCUUCGGCCCGACGCCGCGCUCUGGGGCUGCGUCCUGCUCAGCUGCCUGGGCUCCGUCCUCUACAACCUGGCCACCUCCUGCCUCCUGUCCCUCACGUCGGCCCUGACGCUGCACCUCCUGGGCAGCCUCACCGUGGUGGGCAACCUGCUGCUGUCGUGGCUGCUGUUCGGCACGCGGCUGGGCGCGCUGGGCUACGCCGGCGUGGCGCUGACGCUGGCGGGGAUGGUGCUGUACCACCGGCCCCGGCUCCUGGCCGCCUGCUGGGGCCUCUGUGGGCUGCGGCGGCACCCGCGGCACGAGUAGGGACCCACGGGGGGUGAGGGGCCGGGAGGGCUCUGGGGGAGCGCUGGGCACGUGUGUGCCAAUGAGUGUGACUCAUCUGUGCACGUGUGUGCCAGGGUGUGUGACUCCUCUGUGUACAUUUGUGUGCCAGAGUGUUAAUUGUGCACGUGUGUGCCAAUGAGUGUGACUGUACAUAUGUGUGUGCCAGUGUGUGACACUGUGCAUGUGUGUGCCAGUGUGUGACACUGUGCGUGUGUGUGCCAGUGUGUGACACUGUGCACGUGUGUGCCAGGGUGUGUAACUGUGCACAUGUGUGCCAGUGUGUCUGUCACUGUGCACGUGUGUGCCAAUGAGUGUGACUCCUCUGUGCACGUGUGUGCCAGGGUGUAUGACUGUGCCCACGAGUGCCAGUGUGUGUGACUGUACACGUCUGUGCCAAGGUAUGUGUGUGACUCUGAGUACAUGUGUGUGUGCCAGGGUGUGUGACUGUGUACACAGAUGUGCCAGUGUAUGUGACUGCACGUGUGUGCCAGUGUGUAUGACUGUGCCCACGUGUGCCACUGUGUGUGUGUGACUGUGCACGUGUGUGCCAGUGUGUGUGACUCUGUGCAGUGUGUGCCAGGGCGUGUGUGACUGUGCACAGGUGCCCAGAGUGUGUGACUCCUCUGUGCACGUGUGUGCCAGUGUGCAUGGCUCUGUGUGCACACACAGCUGCUGAGGCACACACGUGUGUCAGUGUGCAUGGUUGUGUGCCUGUGUGUUUUCUGGUGUGCUCAGAAGUGAGUGUACACGCCCUGCUUUGCACAGUGUCCAGGUGUGCUGGUGAGCACAGCACUGUGCACACAGACGUGCUGACGUGCACACGUGUGUGGAAUUGCACACUCUUGGGUGUGAGUGGGUCUGUGCACAGCUCUGUGCCUGUGGGUGUGCACAGGCUCUGCAGGUGUGAGCAUGGCUCUGUGUGGGACAUGCCUGUGUUAAUAUGUAUGACGCUGCACACAUAGGUGUGCACAGCUGUGUAUGGAUGUGUUGGUGUGCACAUGUCAGUGUGCACAUAUUGGUGUGCACAGGCCCUGUGUGCACGUGUCAGUGUGCAUGCAUUGGUGUGCACGUGUUGGUGUGCACACGGGCUUUGUGUGCAAGCAGGUCUGUGCUUGUGGGCACGCAUGCCCUGCCCCAGGCCGUACACAGGUGUGUGCACAGUGUCUGUGUGGCACACGCGUGCUGGUGUGUGCAGGCUGGGCGGGCACGGCUCUGUGUGUGUGUGUGUGCAGGUGUGUGCAGGUGUGUGCUGCUGGCAGGUCCCGCUGUGCACUGGCUCUGCACGUGUCCGUGUGUGCACACAGGGCCCAGGGACGUGGCUCUGGACACACCUCUGGACACACAGCUCCGUGCAUCCAGCUGCCGUCCCACCUGGGCAGACAGACAUGGCUGUGUGUCUGGCUGUGUGUCUGUGUGUCUGUGUCUGUGUGUCACUACUGAGCUCUGCUGGCUGGAGUGGCCCCUGGCUCUCUGUGUACACUCGGUUCUCGUGGCCGAACCGAACGCCCAGGACAGGGCGGGUGUGUCCCCUCUCCUGUCCCCGUCCCCACCGUGUCGUGACAAUCCCAGGGGCCGCCGGUGGUGCUGCCGAUGUUGUCCUUGUCGCCACCACGCCCCUGAGCCCCCACAGCUGUCCCCACCCCUCCCAGCUCGCUGCAGACUGGCAUCCGUGGCAGAGAUGGUGAGAGCCCAGCCGAGGGCACGGGAGCAGCCUGGACCCGCUGCCAUCGCUCCAGGACAGUGGUGGGCUGUGACACGGGACAGUGCUGGGCUGUGACACAGCACAUGCCAUGGCAAAGGGACACCCGGCGUGUGUGCCUGGCACCGCUGCCGGGCCCGUGGUGGCCUUGCCACACUUGUAUCCCCACGCCGGGGCCGAAGGACCCAGCUCCGAUUGCACUUGUCCCAAAAUAAAGCUCUAUUUUUGUUGUACUCCA
Melospiza melodia melodia is the source of this 2987-nucleotide messenger RNA. It is a transcript of the gene SLC35E4, whose product is annotated as solute carrier family 35 member E4. The transcript is spliced from 2 exons. The coding region runs from base 1 to 1029 and encodes 342 amino acids. Gene Ontology annotation, molecular function: antiporter activity. NCBI's taxonomy places the organism in Eukaryota, Metazoa, Chordata, Aves, Passeriformes, Passerellidae. The record is from RefSeq and is a predicted model, not a curated record. Gene Ontology annotation, cellular component: Golgi apparatus.